Maniola jurtina (meadow brown) is the source of this 6104-nucleotide messenger RNA. RefSeq lists its product as uncharacterized. The coding region runs from base 291 to 5252 and encodes 1653 amino acids. The transcript is spliced from 24 exons. Lineage: Eukaryota; Metazoa; Arthropoda; Insecta; Lepidoptera; Nymphalidae. The record is from RefSeq and is a predicted model, not a curated record. Gene Ontology annotation, cellular component: cytoplasm; dendrite; actin cytoskeleton. Gene Ontology annotation, biological process: calcium-mediated signaling; neuron projection development; actin filament organization. Gene Ontology annotation, molecular function: actin filament binding.
UCUAGGUAGUACUAAAAUGAGUCUGAAAUGAACAUUAUUUUUAAGAUUUUUAAUCUUUCUUUGGUGGUCGAAUUGUCAUUUCUGUCAAACAUAAAUCUUAAAUUUUGCAAUUUUUAGAAACUUAAAAUUCUUUGCAUUACCUAUGUGAUUCUUCAUUUAAAAUCAGCUUGUUACGGAAGUGUGAAGAAAAUGCUUUAGAUUAUUUUCCGUUUCAAUGGAUUUACUUGUACGCGAGAGAAAUUUAUGCUUAUAGAAUAAAGAUUACUUGAACAACACAGCCAUCAUCAACCAUGCAUAAUCUUCAGGUUGGAUUGAAGCGGCCGUACCCGGCUAGUAUGGAGGAGUGCAAGAAAAGAGCACAAGGCACUAAAGUAUCCAAAAUAGCUAAUAUAUUUCAAGGAAUGCCGUCGAGAGACGAUGAAGAUAUGCGUGGAAGUGAUGUGACAGUCGUGCGAACCGAAAGCCAUCUGGCUAGGUUUAACAAUGCUAGAGCUCUAUUUGAGAAAUUAGGUGAAGAGAAUCGUAAUUUUCGUAUUGAAAAGUCGCCUUCUGCGGCUGCAAGUUUCGCCGGGACGCGCGGGGUGCUCCCGGUGAUCCCCGCGCGCUCCCGGUCCAGCUCGGCGGGUUCCGUGAGCCCGACGCGAAACAAUGCUACGGCAACGUGUACUUUGGCACCGGCUGUCAACGGUGACCGAUUAUCCAAUGGUGCUACGCAGCAACCACCACCGAAACCAGCUAAACCUAGUGUUCUUCCUAAGCCAGAAAAACCGGAUAGACGUUUUAAUAAAGAACUUAUAGAAAAACAGAGAAAUUGGACCGCUCACUUUAAUAAAUCCCGGCCGUCUAAAUACGAUCCCGAACAGAGAUCCGAUUAUAAGUCACCACCUGGGUAUCAAGAUAGAAAGUCUCCGGAAGCGACUGAUAGACAUGUGGUCCCUUCACGAGUUUACUCACCACCGUUAUCGCCGGGCGCUGGUGAUUCACAUCUGGAACGCCCGAAUACCCUUCCCGCUUCUUUAGUUAAUCGAGGUAUACAUGUUGCGAAAUCUCCUAGUCCUGUAAAAAACGUCGCGCCCGUGUUACCCUCACCUAGAACUAAUAAUACUCCACCCACCACCGCUAGAUCCGAAAUCCUUACUUCCCCAGCAGUAAAAAGAGAUAAUUUAAGUUCACCUAUUAGACAAAGUCCUCAAAAAGUAGAACCAAUAGAAAGGAUACAUAAAAGAGCAUCGGUUUCACCUGAAGUAGAAAAAGUAAAUAUCGAAAAAUUAGAAGAAUUUAUUCAACAACCUGGUUUUUUGCCACCUUCAAAAGAAAGAGAAUGUACAUCGCCCAUUCAAUCUUAUACGUUACAAGAGAGUCCUGAAAUCGGUAAAAGUUCAAUAUAUUAUAAUAUACCGCCAUCACCUCCCGCUCGGCUACCGAAAUCACCGCCCCCAUUACUCGACGAAGAAGACUUCACAUUAGACACUAACAUUGCCACAACCCCAAGUAAAAUCGAGUUUAUACAGUGUACACCAAAAGAAGUUGAUAGGAGUGAUAACACUGAUCAUGGAGUAUUCGUGAAAUCGCCUUCAUCUUCAUCGAUCUCGUCUCUUCAACGCGAUGUGAUUAAAGAAAAUAACAUUCUUGAGUUAGAAUCCUGUGCUAUGCCAACACCUGAUAUCUGUAAUAUUGUGGUGAGGUCACCAACAAACAGCCAAGAGGAAGAUGGCUAUGAGACGAUACUUUAUAGUGGUGAUUGGGACGACAAGAGUAAACGAAGAUCAUCGACGCCCGAAGUGUCUCCUAGCGUAGUUCAGACUGAAGAUACUCCUCAGUCGCCCCUCGUUUCACCGCUGGUGUCACCGGUCAACAGUCUACCCUACUCAUCAUCUCCGGCGCCUGCUUCUCCUUCGCAAGCAGCGGGCGGAGGUCGCAAAUCAUCAGAGAGCGAGGAGGUGACGGGGCGAGCGCGGUCGCGGGCAUCCAGCGUGUCGGACGAGGGAGGCUUCAACGAGCCCUCGCCCGAAGUGGUGGCGCGCCUGCGGCCGGCCGACUACCGCGAGCCGCCCGCCCUCACGCGCGACAUACGCGACGCCGAGCGCGCCCGCUCCGAUCCCGACACGCUUUCUGUACUCCAACAGGACUCAGGCGUAGUAGUAAGUGAGGCGAGUCAAGGCUCCAUAGAGGUGCUCGACAAAUCGACCACUAGCCAAUGGAGCGUGUCGGAGGAGGCGCCGGGCGAGGCGGGCGAGGCGCGCGGCGACGCGGCCGCGCCCGACGACGACGCGGACGCCAAGCAGCCCGAUAGCAUGACGCCCGACGAGGCCGAGAUACUGUUGAGCUCCAGUAUUCUGGAGAAAAAACUUAGGCAAGAAGCUCUGCUGUCGGAUGAGCAGGCGCAGGAGAUAGUGGCUAUGUUGUCGCCGCACACGCUGCCGCACGACAACGGCGUCUCGCUCAACGACAGCUACCAGUCCGUGCUCUCAUACGAGAGCAUGCAGUCAGUGGACGAGAGCUACGAGUUCGUUUCGUUGGAGGCAGACGCAGGUAUGGCGGGCGGCGACGCGCGUACGCUCUCCACGUUGGAGUCCGAGUCCGCGCCCGAGCCCGAGCCCGAGCCCGAGCCCGAGCCGCCGACCGAGGCGCCGCCUGAGCCCGCCACGGUGUUCGACCAUUACCCACCCAUGUCGCUGCGGGAGCUCGCUGAGGAGAAUGGCAUCCACUACUUCGAGGAUGGCCACUUUUAUACAGAGGUCGCCGGUCUUCCGCCGGUCGAAGAAGACGAGGAUGACGAUUAUUACCCACCAGUAUUUGUUAAGAGAAAUACCAAAGUUAAAUUCAGUACGGAUCCAAUGCGCGUGUUCUCAACGCAUUCGGUGCGCGAGUACGACCGGCGCAACGAGGACGUGGACCCGGUCGCGGCCUCCGCCGAGUACGAGCUGGAGAAGCGCGUGGAGAAGAUGCACGUAUUCCCUGUCGAUCUCGUCAAGGGCGCCGACGGAUUGGGUCUCUCUAUUAUUGGAAUGGGCGUAGGAGCGGAUGCAGGGUUAGAAAAACUGGGAAUUUUUGUAAAAACCAUCACCGAAAGCGGAGCAGCCGCGCGCGAUGGUCGGAUACAGGUUAACGACCAGAUCAUCGAGGUCGACGGAAAAAGUUUGGUGGGUGUAACCCAAGCCUACGCAGCGUCAGUGUUGCGCAACACGUCUGGACCUGUGAAGUUCCUUAUCGGACGCGAAAAGGACCCUGAAAACAGCGAGGUCGCGCAUCUCAUACGACAAUCGCUUGCAGCCGACAAGGAGCGAGAAGAAAGGGCAAAUCGCGAGCGACAGCGGCGCCAGCAGCCGGAGGAGGAGACCAGCCCGCCCGCCGCCGACGCGCGACAUCCUGACAUCGCCGAACUGCGGGCUCUGCUCAACGAGCUGGUGGGCAUGGAGGCGGGCGGCGGCAGCGGCGCGGAGAUCAGCGCGCGCCUGCGCGAGUGGUGCGCGGCGCGUGCGCCCAGCGACCACCUGCGCCGCGCGCUCGCCGCCGCCGCCGACACGGCGCACCGCGCGCACCGCAAGUACGACAAGGCGCGGCGUGCGCUGCGCGAGUGGCGGCGUACGCGCGCCAUGGUGCGCGCGCGCGAGGAGUGGUGGAGCAGCGCGCUGCGCGAGGCGCACCGCGAGUACGCGGCCGCGCUGUCCGCACUGCACGACCGCGUGGCCCGGCUCGAGGUGCUGCUGUUGGAAACGCAAAAGAAAGCUGGCCUACCAGUAAUGUUACCUCACGAACCUUCUGCGCGGCGAGAAACUCCGCCCCUGCCGCGGCGACCCGACCCGGACCCGCUGCUUAUUAAUGAUCCUUGGAGUUCGGACAGCGACCUCUCCGACCUAUCGCCGAUAGAAGACGAGUACGCGAAGGUGGACAAGUCUGACAAGAAGCGCGAGGCGCCCGACCUCGGUGACGUCACGGCAACCACCGCCAGCGAUGUUUCGCCGCCCAACGUCACCACCAAGAUGCCCGAUCGUUGCACUGGGUAUAACAUCAGACAGGGGUGCAGGAAUAUACAGGGUGUCUUGUUGAGAUGGGUCACUAUGGACAGUUCAGUGACGUCGAACGCCAACGCCACCGCAACAUACGCCACGGUGAGCACGUCGACGUCGUACAGCGACGUGACCACGGCCACCACGUACGUCAACGUGACGACGGCGACCGACGCCGCGCACUCCGCCAGCCACGUCACCAUCACCACCAUAGCCCCGGCCGUCGUGACGGACACAGUAAGUGGAGCAAGCACGACAGGCGUGUCAGGCGCAAGUGUGACGCCUAUCACUGCGAGCAUGGCGAGCGGCGUGGCGAGCGGGGCGGCGAGCGGCGUGGCGAGCGGGGCGGCGCCCAGCGAGGUCGUAACGUCACGUGAGCUGGACGCGGCCGUGCCGCGCGGCGCGCUGCUCGACACGUCGGUGCACCGCGCACGCACCGACCUUGCGCGGCACCGCCACCACGCGCCGCUCUCGCACUCCACACAGUCGCCGCACUCGCUCAGUAACGCCAGCUCCUAUGACGGACUAGACGACUCUUACAACGACUCGGCAGAUGAAUCGCUCAGUGAAUCUACAUCAGGCGCACCGCCACAUUCCUCUCACCACACGCGGGACACGCGGCAGAGUUGCGGCAGCUCGGUCGGCAGCGCCACUGACGACGCGGUGUACUCGCGCGACCACCGGCUCCACCCGCUCUCAGGUCCGCCAGCGUCGCUGGCCGAGCAGCUGAAGCAGGUGCUGGCGGAGCGCGAGCGGCGCCUGGCGGCCGGCGCCUCGCCGCACCCCGACCCCGUGCAGCUCACCAACGACCUCGUCGACGAGAUCCGCCAGGCCGUCAGCGAGGCCAACGCUAGAGUGAAGAAAGCUCCGGCUUGUGUAGUCGGCGGCGAGGUGCCGUGGCAGCCGCUGUCGGCCGCCGCGUCCGAGGCGAGCCUGUCGCCGCCGCCCGUGCCGUUGCCGGCGCUGCCGCUGCCGCACCCGCCCAGCCUCUGGACCAAGCAGCAGGUAUGGCAGUGGGUGUCGGGGCUGGGCGAGGGGUUGGAGCGGCACGCGGGUGCGUUCGCAACGCGCGGCGUGGACGGCGCGCUGCUGCUCACGCUGAGCUCGGCCGACCUCAAGCUGCUGGGGCUGGCGGGCGACGACCGCCGCCGCAUGAAGCGCCGCCUCAAGGAGCUCCGAGCCGCGCACGAGAAGCACCUCAAAGCGAUGAAGAAAGCCGAAAAAAAGGCUAAGAAAAAGUAACACCUACCAAACUAAACUACAUAAUAACCCUUCUCUAGUAGGACUGUCUUAAAAGCCGCAUUGAUAUUACGAUUGUUCAUGAUGUUUUGUCGAGUUAACACUGCGUUCACACUCAAACGUGUGUGUGUGUUUUUUGCUAAACUAAAUAGUGGCAUUCAGACAUUUUGUCAUAUCGUGUGAACACUAUUAGUUUUCACGCGUUAUUGUAAAAUAAAAUCGGUAGUUCGAACAACCGAUAAACGUUAGGGAUGAUGAUGAUGAUGAUGACUUACGUGUAAACGCGGUGUAAUGGCUUUAUGUACUCGUAUGUCUGUAUAUAAUUUAUGACUUGAGGCUUGUAUUAGUCCUACACUAGACGACAAUGAUGAACGACGACGUUAACAUAAAUGUUAUAGCCUAUUGUAAUUUCAACUUAUCCAUAAUAAUAGUCCUCAUCGUACGUCAUCUUCGUCUAGUUGAGAAACGAUCUAUUAAUGCACUCCCGCCAAAGAGAGUCAGUUCACAUCAGUCGACAAAUAUGUUGUAAUAAUUUGUACAUCGUUUAGUCUUAAGUAUUCUGUUCUUUCCUACUAUGCAUUUCUUGCCUUAUUUAUCAGUGUUUGAGCGUUUAUAUGGCAGCUUUAUUCUUCAUUUUUUAAAUCUGAACGACAAUUAUGUGUGUGAUUGGUGUGAACUUUCUCAAAUUCGUUAAUAUGUAUUAUUAUUUUAAAACGAAAAUAUGAUAAGUGAAAAUGAUUUGUAUGUGUAGCACUCAAAAAUGGUGUUCGAAUUAAAUCGAGAGCUCAGUUUUUUUUAUUUAGUAAAAAUUACUGUGUUUAAGGCAUAAUUAACUAUAGUAUCGCGUCAUGUUAU